This is a messenger RNA of Chenopodium quinoa (quinoa), 1558 nucleotides long. RefSeq names its product calcium uniporter protein 2, mitochondrial-like. The record is from RefSeq and is a predicted model, not a curated record. Gene Ontology annotation, cellular component: uniplex complex; mitochondrial inner membrane. Gene Ontology annotation, molecular function: uniporter activity; calcium channel activity. The transcript has 3 exons. The coding region runs from base 183 to 1226 and encodes 347 amino acids. Gene Ontology annotation, biological process: calcium import into the mitochondrion; mitochondrial calcium ion homeostasis. NCBI's taxonomy places the organism in Eukaryota, Viridiplantae, Streptophyta, Magnoliopsida, Caryophyllales, Amaranthaceae.
CCUAUGGGACCUAUAUAAAGGUUCGCAGCCUACCCAACAUUUUACAUUCAAACCUUCCGUUUUCAUUCGGAUCUCUAUUCUCUCUAUUCAACUUAAAACCCACAAAAAUUGAAAAAAAAAAACCGAUUAAAUUCACUGAUUUCCCAUUUUUCAUUCAAUCAAUUUCUCUCUCAUAAACAACAAUGGCGUUCAAGAAAACACUAGUACAACGAUUAUUCAAUCUCUCACGAUUCUCAACACCUUCAAUAUCACGAACCACCGCCGCAAAACCACCCUCUGAGCCUCCCGAACCUUCUAGAAUAAAGCGUAACAUGCAACGCCGUCCACUCUACCAAGCCGCGAUGCCGCCGUCAUCGGCGGCGCUCCGGCUAUUCCCUCCGACGGGAGAAAAUCUCGUCGAAAAACUAAAGGAAUUAAACGUCGCAAAAGAUCGAAUUCGAUUGAGCGGGUUGAUUCCGUUACCGGAGAAAUCGAGGGCAACGGCGGCGCGUGAGGAGGAAUCGCCGGUAGGAUUAUCGGCGAGUGAGGUUCGAAAAGUGUUGAGAGCGUCGCAAGUUGAAUUGAUAAGAUCAAAGUUGAACGAAGUUGAGAGAGAUUGGGUAACGUAUGAGGAAUUUAUGGAGUUAAUUGAGGAAAGUGUUGGUGGUAAUAAAGAUCAAGCGUUUUCUUUUGCUAAGAGUUUAGAUGAUAGCGGUUCUGUUAUUGUUCUUGGAAACGCUGUUUGCCUUCGUCCUCAUCAGGAAGUUAGAACAUUGGUAGCUAAGGCCAUUCAGAGCCUAGUCACACCUGCAGUUGUUUCCGACCCAAACGAUCCUCGGAUGCAAGAGCUGGAGCUGUUGGAGGAGCAAAAGGCAGAGAUUGACCAAAAGGCGGAGGCACUAGUCCGCCGGGAGUUGUGGGCUGGUUUGGGCUACAUGGUGGUCCAAACCGCGGCCUUCAUGAGGCUCACAUUCUGGGAACUAUCUUGGGAUGUGAUGGAGCCCAUUUGCUUCUAUGUUACUUCUGUUUACUUUAUGCUUGGAUACACCUUCUUCCUUAGGACAGCUAAAGAACCUUCAUUCGAAGGAUUCUACCAAAGCCGGUUUAGUGCUAAGCAAAAGCGGCUUAUGAAGACCCAUAACUUUGAUAUCGAGAGGUAUACAGAGCUCAGGAAAGCUUUUGACCCUCACUAUUCAUCAUCCUCCUUGGAUAAGAGGAUUAAGUAUGAUCAACCUACAAUUAAUUGAAGAAAACAGGGAUUAUUGAUACUUUAAUUUUCUUUUUUCGAGUCUUAUGACUUUUCUAAUUAUCGGAUAAGCCAUUUCUGUACUCUUUUUGGGUCCUUAUCCAUAAAAAAAACCGAAUUCUAUGAAGAUGAAAGAAUGUUGAAUAUAGGCAGCUGCGGCACUGUGUAAAGACUAAGGAUUAGAGAAAACUCAUUUUUUGUUGCAACCCUUCUUUAGAGCCUUCUUCUUUGGCUCUGCAGGCUAUGUACUCUCCUUUUGAGAACAAAAUUUAACGAGACAGAUGAAGCGAAAAAAAAAAAAAACAAAACAAAAGAUUAAAAUUAUGUUGAUAA